UCUGAAGAGUAAGGAAUCAAAAGAGUCAUUAUAAUGAAUUGCUGUUUACUGCUGCCUUUUAUGUUGGGAAUUCCUCUCCUAUGGCCUUGUCUUAAAGCAACAGAAAACUCCCAAGCAAAGAAAGUCGAGCAACCAGUGGGAGCUCAUGGGAGAGUGAAGCGUGGCUGGGUGUGGAACCAAUUUUUUGUACCAGAGGAAAUGAAUACGACUAGUCAUCACAUUGGCCGGCUCAGAUCUGAUUUAGACAAUGGAAACAAUUCUUUCCAGUACAAGCUUUUGGGAGCUGGAGCUGGAAGUACUUUUGUCAUUGACGAAAGAACAGGUGACAUAUAUGCCAUACAGAAGCUUGAUAGAGAGGAACGAUCCCUCUACAACUUAAGAGCCCAGGUAAUAGACAUCACUACUGGAAGGGCUGUGGAACCUGAGUCUGAGUUUGUCAUCAAAGUUUCGGAUAUCAAUGACAAUGAACCAAAAUUCCUAGAUGAACCUUAUGAGGCCAGUGUACCAGAGAUGUCUCCAGAAGGUACAUUAGUCAUCCAGGUGACAGCAAGUGAUGCUGAUGAUCCUUCAAGUGGUAAUAAUGCUCGCCUCCUCUACAGCUUACUACAAGGCCAGCCAUAUUUUUCUGUUGAGCCAACAACAGGAGUCAUAAGAAUAUCUUCUAAAAUGGAUAGAGAACUGCAAGACGAGUAUUGGGUAAUCAUUCAAGCCAAGGAUAUGAUUGGACAGCCAGGAGCAUUGUCUGGCACAGCAAGUGUAUUAAUUAAACUUUCAGAUGUUAAUGACAAUAAGCCUAUAUUUAAAGAAAGUUUAUACCGCCUGAGUGUCUCUGAAUCUGCACCUACUGGGACUUCCAUAGGAAGAAUCAUGGCAUAUGAUAAUGACAUAGGAGAGAAUGCAGAAAUGGAGUACAGCAUUGAAGAGGAUGAUUCACAGACAUUUGACAUCAUUACUAAUAAUGAAACUCAAGAAGGAAUAGUUAUAUUAAAAAAGAAAGUGGAUUUUGAGCACCAGAACCACUAUGGUAUUAGAGCAAAAGUUAAAAACCAUCAAGUAGAUGAGCAGCUCAUGGAAUACCACACUGAAGCUUCCACCACUUUUAUUAGGAUCCAGGUGGAAGAUGUUGAUGAGCCUCCCCUUUUCCACCUUCCAUAUUAUAUAUUUGAAGUUCUUGAAGAAAACCCACAAGGAUUAUUUGUAGGCAUGGUAUCUGCCACAGACCCAGAUAAUAAGAAAUCUCCUAUCAGGUAUUCUAUUGCUAGAAGCAAAAUGUUCAGUAUUGAUGACAAUGGCACAAUCACUACAACUAGCCCACUGGAUCGGGAAAUCAGUGCCUGGUACAACCUAAGUAUUACAGCCACAGAAAAAUACAAUAUAGAACAGAUCUCUUCGAUCCCUGUGUAUGUGCAAGUUCUCAAUAUCAAUGAUCAUGCUCCUGAGUUCUCUCAAUACUAUGAGACUUAUGUUUGUGAAAAUGCAGGCUCUGGUGAGGUAAUUCAGACUAUCAGUGCAGUGGAUAGAGAUGAAUCCAUAGAAGAGCACCAUUUUUACUAUCAUCUAUCUGUAGAAGACACCAACAAUUCAAGUUUUACAAUCAUAGAUAAUCAAGAUAACACAGCUGUCAUUUUGACUAAUAGAACUGGUUUUAACCUACAAGGAGAGCCUGUCUUCUACAUCUCCAUCUUAAUUGCCGACAACGGAACCCCGUCACUCACAAGUACAAACACCCUUACUGUCCAAGUCUGUGACUGUGAUGACACUGGGAGCACACAGACCUGCCAGUACCAGGAACUUAUGCUUUCCGUGGGAUUCAAGACAGAAGUCAUAAUUGCUGUUCUCAUUUGCAUUAUGAUAAUAUUUGGUUUUAUUUUUUUGACUUUGGGCUUAAAACCACGAAGGAAACAGAUUCUAUUUCCUGAGAAAAGUGAAGAUUUCAGAGAGAAUAUAUUCCGAUAUGAUGAUGAAGGGGGUGGAGAAGAAGAUACAGAGGCCUUCGAUAUAGCAGAGCUGAGGAGUGGUACCGUCAUGCGGGAACGCAAGCCGGGGAAAAGCACCUGCGCCGAGAUCAGGAGCCUAUACCGGCAGUCUUUGCAAGUGGGCCCCGACAGUGCCGUAUUCAGGCAGUUCAUUCUGGAAAAGCUCGAAGAAGCUAAUACGGAUCCGUGUGCUCCUCCUUUUGAUUCCCUCCAGACCUACGCUUUUGAGGGAACAGGGUCAUUAGCUGGAUCCCUGAGCUCCUUAGAAUCAGCAGUCUCUGAUCAGGAUGAAAGCUACGAUUACCUUAACGAGUUGGGACCUCGCUUUAACAGAUUAGCAUGCAUGUUUGGUUCUGCAGUGCAGUCAAAUAAUUAGGGCUUUUUAACAUCAAAAUUUUUUAAAGUGCUAAUGUGUAUUCGAACCAAAUGGUAGUCUUAGUAAAGAGUUUUGUGUCCCGGCUUGUUGGCCAGGAAAGCCCUAGUCUACAGAGUUUUGUGAUUUCCCUGGAAUAAAUACCCAAUGGUUAUUUUAAGCUAACUACAUGCUGUGGUUGAACAGAGAUGUGGAAAGAGAUGUAAACAAUCAACUCACAGGCAUCAGUACAAGCCAGCUCUAGCAUAUAACUAAAAUAUUCCUCUAUUAUUUUUCAA
Saimiri boliviensis boliviensis (Bolivian squirrel monkey) is the source of this 2627-nucleotide messenger RNA. RefSeq names its product cadherin 19 (gene CDH19). Gene Ontology annotation, molecular function: cadherin binding; beta-catenin binding; calcium ion binding. The record is from RefSeq and is a predicted model, not a curated record. Lineage: Eukaryota; Metazoa; Chordata; Mammalia; Primates; Cebidae. Gene Ontology annotation, cellular component: adherens junction; plasma membrane; catenin complex. Gene Ontology annotation, biological process: adherens junction organization; calcium-dependent cell-cell adhesion; cell-cell adhesion mediated by cadherin.